This is a messenger RNA of Alternaria burnsii, 2106 nucleotides long. RefSeq lists its product as uncharacterized. The coding region runs from base 1 to 2106 and encodes 701 amino acids. Lineage: Eukaryota; Fungi; Ascomycota; Dothideomycetes; Pleosporales; Pleosporaceae. The record is from RefSeq and is a predicted model, not a curated record. The transcript has 5 exons.
AUGGGCAGCUGUGGAAGUUCCCUUAACUGCAAUAAGUGCUAUUCCAAUGAGCCAAUCGAUGGCUGCGAUACUGAGAUCGAGAUCAAUCCCGACAUUGCGGGCCUUGGAGUGCUUAUCUCGUUUUUAUUCGGAGCCUUUGGGUUGUCCUUCGUCAUCGUCUGGGGCUACUUCAACAAGUGCCUUCCGCUUGAUGUGCUCUCCUGCACCGAUCAAUAUGCGCUUCAGCUACUCAAGAAGCGCCGCCAAUCAUUUGUCGAAGCCGAUCUCCAAUUCGAACCUACACCGAAGCAAAAAAGGAGGACGCAGAUUAUCGUUGGUUUUAUCACAGUUUUGAGCGAUCAACAACUAGUGACCGGUGUUGCGAUCCUGAUCGCAGGACUUGCUAGUCGAUGCCGCAUAUCGUUUUACGAGUUCAACAUUGUUACCUAUCUGGCCUAUUUUGCUACCUUCACGCAUGCACUUUCACUACGUGUGCUGCAGAGUCAUCUCUUCGUUCGCAAGCUUGUUCGAGACUGCCGAGUUAUCUUCACCAUCGGAUUCCUGGUGAUUUUCUCUUUCUCUUUCGUCAUCAACACAGUCUCGACCAGAUUCGAUGACGUUGUGAACAAAGAUUCAUUGAACGUAGGAAACGUAGUUCAAUGUCUCUUCGAGGCUUCGCGGUUCGGUAAGACUGUUCAGUUCGAUCUGGUUGAAUCCAUUGUUAUCCUGGGGAUUUUGCUCUUCAAUCACGUCACAGCCAUUGCGGGAUUAUAUUUCGAACCGGAUAUGGACCCACUCGCUAUGUUAUUGAAGUCCUUUUACGCACGUGGCCUCCGUUUCAGAGGCUUUUCGAGCAAAAACGCCAGUACCAUUGUCAUCAAGGCAGAAAGCAAAUACGAGGCUUGGCUCCGCCCACCAUCAGCAAUCACAAAAGAUGUCAGCAUCUCUAUUAAUCCACCAACUACGACCAUGGGCAACUGCGGUAGUUCCCUGGAUUGCGCUGCGUGUGGUAACAUCCGCAGCGAUGGAAAGUGCGCAAAGGACUUGAAACUCAACGCAGAUAUCGCAGGUAUCGGGGUCCUCGUAUCAUUCUACUUCAGCGCUUUGGCCGUUUUCUUAGUGGUGAUUUGGGGGUACUUGACUGCAACCUUGCCUACAGGUCUGCUACAGGAAACUGAUCAACAUGCACUCAAACUGCUCAAGAGGCCCUUUAAGCGGAAUAAAAGGCAUGUCGGCGCGGAAAUCCCAAUACCAGUACAAACGUCGAGACGGCAAGGGCGCAGCGAUGUUCUUGUCAGCUUCAUCAAGAUGCUGAGCGAUCAACAACUCAUAACUGGGUUGUCCAUACUGAUUGCUGCGCUUUCAAGUCAAUGUGUCAUAUCUCAACGUGAGUGGCACAUAGUUACAUCGUUAGCUUAUUUCUCAGCUACCACGCACAGUUUAUCACUCGAUGUACUACGAAACUACCUAGUUGAGCACAUCUGGGUCAGGUACUGUCGUAUAACUUUCACGCUUAUCUUCCUCGUCUUCUUUACCUUCGCGUUUCUCGUGGAUCAUUUGCCGGCGUGGCAGGAUCAAAUCAUCCACUGCUUGUUGUUAGAUUGGAGGUCGCAACCUGGACUUUUGCAGAUCAGCACCCUCAUGAUCAACGUCGUCCCUGUGUUGAUAAUUUUGUGGGGCAAACAUCUUUCAGUUAUGGCUCGAUUGGUUGCUCCGGAAGCCAUCCACCACCGCCAUGUUACUACGAAAAUGGUAGAUCGCAUGUCAAUGUAUUUCUGGAGCUGGACGAACGACAUUUCCACUUCAGAGUCCGCGGACAUCGUCGCAGAUGCGCGUCGUCUUUAUGGUAUCGCGAUCAGACCAUCAAACACCAAAACACGGAUAUCGGUGUGGUACUUCCUCGAGCAGUAUCAUGAGGCGUAUCUUUCUGAACUUCCUGUAUGGGCGUUCCAGUUUGCUUAUGGGACGACAAAUACGAUCCAAGCGGUAUGGGGCGUUGAUGCGUGGGGUACCGACGUCGAGGAUGAGACUACAGCACUUGGCUUCGGUCAAGUCGUCGCUAUAGGUUUACUCGUCCUUCCACUAAUUACUCUAACCGAACUCGUAAAUGCAAAGCACAUCGUCUAG